AUGGCACCAUACGAGGCAUUGUAUGAUCGAAGAUGUCAUUCGCCAAUAUGUUGGGAUGAGGUUGGUGAGUGGAGAAUCUUGGGUCCAGAACUUAUUGAAAAGUCUGUAGAGGCUAUAGAUAAGAUCAGAAUGAAGAUUAAGAUAGCUCAAGAUCGCCAAAAGAGUUAUGCAGAUAAGAGAAGAAAAGAACUAGAAUUUGAGGUGAGAGAAAAAAUAUUUCUUAUGGUCGCCUCGACAAAAGGGGUACUACAAUUUGGAAAGAAAGGGAAGUUGAAACCAAGAUUUAUCACCCAUUCAAGAUCCUCGAAAAGAAAGGACAUCCAUGAUCCAAGUCACAUAGUUAAUGCUCACUCGUUGGACGUGCGGAGUGAUAUAACUUAUGAAUAA
This is a messenger RNA of Olea europaea var. sylvestris, 387 nucleotides long. RefSeq lists its product as uncharacterized. The record is from RefSeq and is a predicted model, not a curated record. Bases 1 to 387 code for a protein of 128 amino acids. Lineage: Eukaryota; Viridiplantae; Streptophyta; Magnoliopsida; Lamiales; Oleaceae. The transcript has 2 exons.